Messenger RNA from Meloidogyne enterolobii, 748 nucleotides. NCBI's taxonomy places the organism in Eukaryota, Metazoa, Nematoda, Chromadorea, Rhabditida, Meloidogynidae. The record is from the annotation of a GenBank genome assembly.
AUGCUUCAACUACCAACAAUUAUUGUAAGCAAAGAGGACAUCAAAAUUGUUUAUUAUUAUUUGAAUAAAUUAUUUAAUUGUUCUUUCGAAUAUGCCGACAUUAAUGAAUUUAUACUCAAUCCAGAACUGCUUCAAUUAUUAUUUGGAAAUGCUAAAAUUCCCAAACAAUUUUAUGUUAUGCGUGAUGCGUUUUUAACGUUUUCUAAGGCCUACAAUAGCGAAAACUUAUUAAAAUUUGUUGUGAAUCAUUUAAUUUGCGAAUCUUAUUUUAUCAAUUUUUAUUCCAAAAACAAUAAGGAAGAAUAUAUAAAUAUUUUACACAAAAUUUUGAUUAAUGGAGACAAGUUUAGAAAUGUCAUUAUAAAUUGUAGUUAUGGCAUACCAGAACUUUUUGAUUUGGUUAUUAAUUAUAUCAAAACGUCAAAAGAUUGUUCAAAGAUGGUUGCUAAAAUUGAAUUAAAUAAAAUUGGUAGUAGUUUUGAUCGUUUAAAUGAGAAGGCUGAAAAGGUUGAAGAAGCAAGUGGACGUUGGAACAAACCGAUAUACCAAAUUUCCAAUAUUUAUAAUCCAAAAAUUAAAUUUUCUAUUGUAUACUGGAGGGUUGUAAGCAAUGGCGUUGAAUUCGAACGAAUUUAUUGUUAAAUCUAUUUUUUUGAAAUUUAUUUUAAAUUUAUGGACUGGGUCUGCCUUGAAUUUUUUGUUCUCCGAAUUAUUUAUGAAAUGGCUUAUUUUUAUUGGAUAUAGUUUA